AUGUUGGCAUCUGCUUCCCGUUCCUUGGUGGUCCUGGAGUGCGAUGGUUCCGAUGGAUCGAGCAGCCCACAAGUAGGCGACGAGCCGACGGGGCCCAUAGUCCACUCGGAGCUGGCCUUGGAGGGCGUCGCCAAAGGCCUGGCCUGGGACACCGUGGGAAAGCGCGUGGUGGUCGCCGUGGCCGGCGUGGGCACUGGCGCGGGCACCGAAGCGGACCGGCUCUGCCUCUGCGAGACCCUAGGAGACGAGUCGCUGGUGGAGUACGUCUCCCUCCCUGCGGGGGCAGAAGCGACGGGCUUGAGCUUCUACGCAGAGGAGAAGCGGAAGGCUUGGGUGGCCGUGUCCUGCACGGAUGGCGCCGUGAGGCUCAUCGACGCAA
Symbiodinium necroappetens is the source of this 379-nucleotide messenger RNA. NCBI's taxonomy places the organism in Eukaryota, Dinophyceae, Suessiales, Symbiodiniaceae. The record is from the annotation of a GenBank genome assembly.